Molecule: messenger RNA, 1714 nt
Organism: Durio zibethinus
Lineage: Eukaryota; Viridiplantae; Streptophyta; Magnoliopsida; Malvales; Malvaceae
Gene: KCS15
Product: 3-ketoacyl-CoA synthase 15
Biological process (GO): fatty acid biosynthetic process
Cellular component (GO): membrane
Molecular function (GO): acyltransferase activity, transferring groups other than amino-acyl groups
Source: RefSeq, a predicted model, not a curated record
UUUGAGCAGGGCAUGUAGUGAAUGUCGGUUGAUCAUCAUUUGAGGUCUUCCUCAAAUAAUGUACAUUAUGAAUUACAGGCUUGUAAGAAAAGAAAAACGACAUUAUUUUGCAUAGACAUAGGCAUAAGUUUUGUGUUGCUAGAAACUAGCAGAUGAUACAACUCAUGCACAAAAAGCUUCAUUUUCUGUUAUUCUUCACCUCAACAUAAUUUCAUUAAUGCCCCAUUUCAUUUUCCUUUGUUAACAUCUCCAACUAUAUAUAACUACAUACUUUGGUUAAUUUUCAUUUCCAUGAAAAUCAUGAACUCGGAUAUCCUUGAUGGAGGAAUCCAACAAUUCAUUCCGAUCCACUUUUUAUCUUCUCACCCAUGGUUUCUAUGUUUUAAUUGCUUCACUUUUCAUACUCCUCUUCAGUUUUCAAUUCACUUGCCAUGAUUUCAUUCACAAAUAUAACCUUAUCCAUGCUCUUUGCAUUUUGGGACUGUUGGGGUUGAUUUUGUACAUUUAUUUCAAUUUCACACGCCGUUCUACUUAUUUGCUUGACUUUGCUUGUUCUCGUCCACCCAAUGACUUCAAGAUCUCAAAGGAAGAAUUUAUCAAGCUUGCUAGAAAAUCAGGUAACUUCAAUGAAAGGGCCAUUAAGUUUCAGCAGCGGGCUCUCUACAAAUCAGGAAUUGGAGAUGAAAGCUACAUGCCUAAACUAGUUUUCCAACCAGGUCAUAAAAUAAGCUUAAGGGAGAGUCAAGAAGAGGUGGCAAUGCUCAUUUUCGGGGCCAUUGGCGACCUCCUUGCAGCUACCAAAAUUAAACCCAAGGAUAUUGGAAUCCUUGUCACCAACUCUGGAGUCCUUAAUACCACCCCAUCACUUUCAUCCAUGGUGAUAAAUCAUUACAAGCUUAAGCACAAUAUUCAAAGUUUCAACCUUGGAGGAAUGGGCUGCGCUGCUGGAAUCAUAGCUAUUGAUUUAGCUAGAGAUCUUCUGCAUGUUUAUCCAACCACAUAUGCACUUGUAGUCAGCACAGAAGCUAUCAGCUGUACUUGGUAUGCUGGCAACAACAUUGGCAUGCUUCUUUCCAACUGCUUGUUUCGGAUGGGAGCGGCUGCCAUGCUGCUUUCAAGCCGUAAUCGAGACAGAUGGCGGUCCAAGUAUGAACUAAAGCAGUUGAUUAGGAGUCAUAAAGGCAUGGAUCAUAGCUGCUUUAAAAGCAUAUAUCUAAAUACAGAUUCUGAAGAUAAGCAAGGUAUUUCGAUUAGCAAAGAUGUGAUCGAGGUUGGAAGGCAUGCACUCAAGGCCAAUAUCGCCACCCUUCUCCCUCUUGUUCGUCCAAUCUUUGAACAAUUCCAUUUCUUCACCAAUUUACCCUGGAGGAAGAAGAUCAAGCCUUACAUUAUUCCAAACUACAAAUUCAGCUUUGAGCACAUAUGCGUUAUAGCUACUAGCAAGAAAGUGCUCGAUGAAAUGCAGAAACACUUGGGGCUCACCGAUGAAUACAUGGAAGCACCAAGAAAAACCUUGGAACGAUUUGGGAACACUUCAAGUAGUAGUAUUUGGUAUGAGUUGGCUUUCUUGGAGGCUAACACGAAGAUAAAAAAAGGUGACAGGGUUUGGCAAAUUGCUUUCGGCUCCGGAUUUAAGUGUAACAGUGUUGUUUGGAAUGCACUUCGGAAUGGUGGGAUGCCUAAGCAAAGCCCAUGGAUCGAGAAUUCUGUUUAG